Molecule: messenger RNA, 6151 nt
Organism: Acipenser ruthenus (sterlet)
Lineage: Eukaryota; Metazoa; Chordata; Actinopteri; Acipenseriformes; Acipenseridae
Product: guanine nucleotide exchange protein smcr8a-like
Exons: 2
Coding region: 779-3544 (921 amino acids)
Cellular component (GO): guanyl-nucleotide exchange factor complex
Molecular function (GO): GTPase activator activity
Source: RefSeq, a predicted model, not a curated record
AUUUCUUCGAAAGCUUUCCUUUUUUCCCUUCUGUGUAAACAAAAUCAAGGCAGAGUGACUCGCUGGCUUGUACGUACAGCUUACCGCUUUUCCUAAUGAAAUUAGCUGCAUAUAAACCUUAUUACGCGGGGGAUUCGUGAUUUUCUUCAGAACAGUCCAGAUAAAUUCUUGUCAUGAGGACGGGUCAUAUGGAUAAAAAAAUGGCUGCUUAUUUGUAAUUCUUUAAGCAUCUGUUUAUCACAGGUCGUAUUUGGUGGCCGUCUUUUUUACACGCCUUCUGAAAAUAACUGGAAUUACACCGCUAGCUCUUUUAAUGAGUGACGCUAAAAGGAAAUUCAUAUCCAAAGCGGUUUUCGCCAAGUGGUUCAUUGGCUGCCUGGCACUGCUGUCUAAAUAAUGUUUUAGCAUUUCCGUCGGAACAAGUGUCUUUUUGAUUGUCAAUAUUACUGGAAUUCAUGUCAACAACAAUCAACUGGUGACGUGUUUAAAGUUUAAAUCACAUUGGAUGACAUCUUGUUGGAAAUAACAGAAGAUUUAUUUUCCCUUAUUGUUGGUGAAUUAUUGAUUACCACUAGCAUCAUCAUCAUCAUCAUCAUCAUUAUCCUGCCGGGUUCAUUUCGUUUGAUCAUACUGCUUCGUAUUUAUAUAUAAAGAUUGUGUGAGAGAGAGAGAGAGUGGUUGUAUCUGGAAGUAUUCAUGGCUAGAUUAUUCAGUUAAACCUGUCCGGGUGGAUAUUGAUGGUGCUUUGUACCCAUGUCACUUUCACUCAGCAGGAAAUAUGAUCAGUUCACCAGAUCUGGUGGCUUUCACGAAAGAUGAUGACUUCAGAGACACCUAUGUGGAGAUUAACUCGCUGCCAGAACAGUUCUCGCUGCCUCUCUUCCCCUAUGCUGGAAAUGCCAACCCUUGGGCCAAGGCUUCCUUUGCCAAAUUCACCAAGGACUUCAUUCUCAUCUCCGAGUUUUCCGAACAAGUGGGGCCCCAGCCACUGCUGACCGUCCCGGAUGACCCCAAAGCCUGGGGCACCUUUGAUCUCAAUUACUUCUCUCUCAGGAUUAUGUCAGUGGAUUAUCAGGCCUCCUUUGUGGGGCACCCUCCGGGCUGCGGGUACCCCAAGCUUAACUUCGUGGAGGACUCCAAAGUAGUGCUGGGCGACUCCAAAGAAGGGGCAUUUGCCUACGUCCACCACUUAACCCUUUACGACCUGGAGGCCAGGGGCUUCGUGAGGCCUUUCUGCAUGGCCUACAUCUCCUCUGACGAAGACAAGAUCAUGCAGCAAUUCCAGGAGCUCUCCUCUGAGUUCUCCAAGGCAUCCGAGUGCCUGAAGACUGGAAACCGGAAAGCCUUCGCCAACGAACUGGAAAAGAAGCUGAAGGACCUGGAGUACACCAGGACCGUGCUCCACAAGGAAGCUGAGCUGCAGAAGAAAGAGAACGGCUGCUACUCAACCCAAGCAAUAGAGAAAGCCAACGAGCUGGCUAACGUGGAGAAAUCAAUCUACGAGCACAAAGACCUUUUAAAGCAGGUCACGUCCUACCCUAACAGAAAAAUGAAGGACCCUGAGUUCCUCCCUUAUGAACCUGAACCGCCCUCUGAGCCUCCUGGAGCGGACCAGGACCAGAUCUCCGGUGUCUCUAAUCCCGACCACCCCUCGGACAACCCCAGCAAUACACGCAGGCCGUCUUACACCCCUCAGUUCAUAAAGGCAAAAUCAGCCAAAUGUUUCGACAAGCGCUUGAAAACGCUGGAAGAGCUCUGUGAUGUCUACUUCUUCAACCAGACCAUGGACCAGCUGACUCAAAUCGAGAAGAUCUUCAGGGGCGACCUCUGCUACAUCUCCACCAGCCAGAUAGACACAGCUCUUUUGAAGCAGCAAAAAAUCACCAACUUUCUUUUUGAGGUUUUCAGAGAUUGGGAGGAGGAACCUGAAAAGCCCCAGUAUGGUGAAAAUCUAGCCCCCAACAGCAAUAACUCUUCCAAUCCUGCCCCCUCUAAUGAGCCCGCCAGCCUGGAGUCAUACACAUCCUGCGUGGAGACUGUGCUUAUUAAAAUGGAGCAGGACAUCAGUGAGGAAGGGCAGCAGGAGACAGAGUCCAGCCUUUGUGACAUCACUCAGGACAAUUCCGAAGAGUGCCUGGAAGCGGAUAUGAAAGGCAGUGUAAGCAGCGGAGAGAGCAUCGAAGUGCUGGGAACGGAGAGAUCUUUCCCUGCUCAGGGAUCCUUCAUCCAAUCAGAGAGCCAGGCGAGUCUGCAGGUACAUUAUCCUGAGGUGGUCCGAAGGAAGGAGGCGAGCAAGAGGACAAACAGCCAGGACAGCAUCGAAGUGCUGAGCACCACAGAAUCGAUCAUACCCGAGGAUCUAAGGGCAUCCUGCCCCGGUGCUAUUUACGAGGAGGAGCCUUACAAUGACAGUUCUUUAGAGCACAUGUACCAGUCUCCAGCUUCCAGCCAGCGGCUGGUGGACUCCGGCAUGCAGGAUGCAGGGGGUUUUGGAAAGGAGGCCACAGAGCAGGCUGAUUCUGCCUGCUGCAUCGGACAGGAGGGCCCCCGCUUCGAGGAGCCAGCCCCUGAGCUCGGCCAGGAGUGCAGCGACAACGGAGUGGUGAAGGUGGCCCCCAGGUCAAGCAGGGCUGGGGAGCAGGCCCCGGGUGUGGAUGAUGGGGCUCCGGCAGCGCUGCUUUCAUACGAGCUGAACCUCAUUUACCUCUCUGACGAGGUGUCCAGGCUGGACCUGGACGACGUUUCAGACAGCACCAGCUUCAUGAGCACCUCCACCAGCUCCGAGCGUGCUGCUUCUCCAUUCCUCUCAGGCAAUCCCAUCACUGUGAAGCACAAGAGGAAAGCCGGGCAGGGUGCCCUGAGGUUUAUCAGGCAGUACCCGUUCGCCCAGCAAGCCAUAUUCUCCUUGCUUAGUGGGAGGACACUGGUAGUGAUGGGCGCAGAUGAAGGAAAGGUGAGAAAGCUGGUGAGUGCCCUGUCCAUCUUCGUGCCAAACCUGGGCAAGUAUGCGGAAACGAUAAAGCCCUGGCUGACCUCCCCCUUCCAAAUCACAGAUCUGCACAGCUGGAAGCUGAUCGGGCUGCACAGGGUGGCCUCUCCCACUGGCUCCAGCAUGCUGUUCUCCCUGAACCGCUACAGCCGCUACAUCAGCAUCCUGGACGCGGAUCACAAGACCCUGCGCUGCCCCCCCUACAAGGGCACGCUGAUCGGCAGACUGGCGGACCACCGGACACAGAUCAAGCGCGGCAGCACCUACUUCAUGCAUGUGCAGAGCAUGCUGAGCCAGCUCUGCUCCAAGGCCUUCCUCUACACCUUCUGCCACCACCUGCACCUCCCCAUCCACCCAGGCGAGGGAGACGCCUCGGUGGCAAGCCGACGGAGAGGCUUCCUGCAGCACCAGCUGGGCAUCUCGGGCGAGGAUGUCAAGAUCGUGCAGUUCCUGGGCGAGCUCAUCAAACUGUACUACCUUCAGGAGCCUGGAAAGGGGGCCACACCUCCUGUCUUCAGGUUUGACUACACCACCAGCUUUCUAUAUAAGAUCUAGGGAUGGCUGGCAUUCGUUUAAAGGGAUGUUGGAAGAUCCUGCUUGAUUCGAAUAGUAGGUGGUGUUUGGGGCAGGCUUUAAGAUUAAUGAAUGUAAGUUAUUUGUGGUAUGGUGUUAUUUUUUGAAUGAUCCCUUCAAUGUGUUUUUCCAGAAUAAGGCAGGUGCUGCUACUGCUGUGGAUUGCAGAUGCUCCCGUAGUUUUGGGUACAUUUUUGGUUUUAGGUCUUUGGACAACAGCAGUGAGUGCAGCUUGUUUUAAAAAAUCUUUAUUGUUGCAAAUCUCAAGCCUGUCAAGAUAGAACAGUAGCAAUGAUAUCCUUCCAUCUCUGUUAAUUUGACACGAGACAUUGUCAGAAACUGACAGGGUUUGAUAUUCAAAUGAAUUGCCUCAUUUAGUUUAGUAAUUGUUCAAUUGGUUCAGUUUUAAAAAAGGAACAGCUUCAGCAAAUAAAUGUAAAAAAAUUUAAAUCACAUUUUAAUCUAAAGCUGCUUUAUAGCCUGUUAACCGAACUGCAUAAUAAACAGCAACAAAUCUUGCACAGUCGAGACUCAAGUGUUAAAAUAUAAUUUUUACCGAACCUGAAACUAACCCUAUUGUAACAGCACACAGUCACAUGCAUGAAGUGUCAUCUGUCAGUGAGGUUAAUGUUGUCUGAAAUGUGCGUUCUUUGUAGUAUGGACUGAAUCGUAUGUGGGAAGGCUUGGCUGAGGCUGAGCCACUAAUACAUGCUCCUGCCCAGCUGCUGGGUCAGACCCUUUAGGAUUGGCUAUAAAGAAUGGUUCGGUGUCCACAAGCUAUUACGCAUGUGAAAUGUGAACUAAUACUGGACACAAUAAUGCUGCAAGAAUGGACAAGAUGUUGCAUGUUUACCUUCUUAACAAAAACAAAAAAAAAAUAAUCAUUUUGCAGUAUCAUUUUUGUAUACAUUGGUAAGUGGAGUUUGUAACGCAAGUCAAGCAUGGUCUGUAAUCUGCACAGGUACAGUAGCUGUGUGGUGGCCAGCCAUUUUAGUGAAGGAAAGGGCAAACGUGGACUAUAGUGCUAGUCAGUGAAUCUGUGCCCCGCAGUCAAAUCUGUAUAUUGUAAUUUUGGUUUCGAUCAUAUCUAGACCAAGAGGGCACUAUACUGUAUAUAAACCAACCAAGAUGAAUGUAAUGUACAGUAAAGUAUUUUCAUGUGUAAGCAGUAAACCCUGUUGAGACUUUCUUAACUCUCUCUAAGGACAGGUUGUUGUAGGGUAGGGUUAAUUAACCCAUCAAAUGAUUUGAUUUUUCAGUGGUGGAAUUUAUUUAAUAUUGUACUUGUGUAUUGUUUCUCCAUGAAUCCCCUCUGAAUUUUAAACUGCUCAAAUACAAUUAACUGUUAUGAUUUCAGUGUUUUCAUCUUUUAUGUGUUGCUCCUAACCUGGUGCUGAUGCGCAUAUAGUCGCUGAAGCGUUGCAAUCAUGCAGUCAGUUGGCACCUGCAGUUAAAUCAAUCAUGUUAAACCGAUGAGUAUUGAAGACAACGGGGAAGCUGAACAGAAGUUCAUGAAUUAAAUCACUGCUGCUAAAUGUCAUAUAUCCAAGACCUCCGAAAAAAAUAAGAAGGCUGUAGCACAAUUAGUAUUUUCAAACCGAAGUCUACAUGCUGCAUUUGGCAAAGUAUGUGUGUAUAGUACAGUAUAUAUCUAUCAAUACAGUAUGAAGGACAAAGGAACGUUUAUCCCUGCUAACUUUGCAACACUUUGACGUGAUAAGAGGCGAAUGCUUGGGUACUUAAACAGGCUUACAGUGUCAUUUUGGAAGGUCGUUUAGAACCAAGUGUGCAAACUUUCUAGGGGAGCAGAAGCUUAGCAGAUUGGUGCACUUGCUCUACGUGGGUUACAUGUUAAAGUGUGCCAUAGAAACCAGAAUCGUAUUUUGCACAACUGGCCCAGGAGUUAUUUUUAUAGGUUUGUUGUAGCAGCUGUAAUGGGGGCUAUAAUGUUUUCCCUAUUCUAAGCAAAGGUUGUAAUGUUUUUUGUUUUUUUUGCCAAAAAAAAAAAAAAAUCAAUUUAACAAAAUUCUGUAUGCAAUUUUAAUGUUAUGGUAUUGUACUGUAUAUUUUUGUUUGUUUAACUGGAGGGCCUUUAUUCAGUAUGCACUAUUAUUUAUCUUUUCUGAAGCCUAAAUCUUGCUUUAUUGUGCCCAAUAAAUGUAUUGCUUUAAAAGAGGAGGCAGACAGGGUGGUUCAAAUUAAAACCCUACAUUCAACACACACAGUAAACUAUUCAACAACUGUGACAGGUGUGGAAAGAUAUAUAUUGGGCUUUUCUAAGUUCACUUAAGAUCAAUGUGUACUAGUUCACAAUCAACUGUAUCAGGACAUAACUGACCCUGGUUGGAAUCUGAUUUUCUUACUGCACUAUAUGAGUGACAGUCUGUACAAACCCAUGCAUGUGGUCUAUACUUUACUGGUUGAUUGUUAGUUUUCUCCAUUCACUUAUUUUCUUCUUUUGGUCUGUUAAAGAGAACACUGUCUAUUUGAAAUUGUACCUUCAUCUAUUGUUUCAAACAGUUGUCUUGCAAUGGCAAACCCACUGGAAAAAAACCCCAUUGGUAAUAAACAUGUUUGAACAAUGGCAAA